This is a messenger RNA of Coniosporium apollinis CBS 100218, 1647 nucleotides long. RefSeq lists its product as uncharacterized. The record is from RefSeq and is a predicted model, not a curated record. NCBI's taxonomy places the organism in Eukaryota, Fungi, Ascomycota, Dothideomycetes. Bases 1 to 1647 code for a protein of 548 amino acids. The transcript has a single exon.
AUGGAGUACGCACCCAUGGAUACGACGGACCACUGCCACACUUCCACGGCAAGCUACUCCGGAUCAGGCUUUCUGACGCCCUUGUCGACACCGUAUGAAGGCCGCCGAGACUCGAUCGUCUCUUCUCAAUCUGCGCUGUCGUACGCCCAGAGCUUCUCAAGUGUAUCCGAUGCCUACUCGCCGCAUCAGAUGCCCUCAACGCCGCAGAACGGUGUAGAUGCACUAUCGGAGAGCUUCUUUUACGCAACGUCCGGCCUGAACUUCGAGGACCUCUCACCGCACCAUGGACUGCCAUUCCCGAGGGGUUGUGUCAAGGAAUCCCUGCUUCCGCUUCGUAAUAUUGCACCCAGCACGGAUAGUGGUCUGCUCGACUAUCGUACCCAUGGAUGGGAAAUGGUCCAACGGCCUGAACUCGAGAGCUCUCUCUCAUUAACUGGUCCUGUAUGCGACUGUACCAUGCCAGCUUCGGGCGACUUUUCCUUGGCUCUGCAAUCGAUGCUUGAUCCCCGUGCAAGCGGCGAGCCGGUGCGUUCGGCGCUGGAAUCCUUCAACUCAUCAACCUCCUGGGAAGGAGAGCACAUUUCCUCGUCUACGGGCUCGUUCGUCCACAUACAAUACCCACCCGAAGACCAAUCAAUGCUUGACAGCACCAACGCUUCAUACACCAUGACACCUGCAGCGAGCCAUCAAUGGAUGAUGCCAACCCUGGACGCCAGGAUGCAUACUUCGACUGUAGUUCCAUCGGAUACGUCGGUGGAUCUCGAAACGGAUGGCUUCGCCAACAUCCAGGUUGAUGUUGCCGAUAGUGGCUUUAGUGCGUUCGAGCAAUACCCGCCAUCAAGUCCUUGCCCAAUCGAUCCUUACGCUGGAGCUGAGCCGAGCUGUCUUGAUAUCAAACCGGUGCAUGACCACGAUCAUUCGGAGGAUGAUAGCUCGACCCGUGCUGUUUGGAGUGGCAGGAAAGUGGCCCGAUCGGUGUACACCACAAGGACUGGCGGGAAGGGCCUGAAGAAGGAACGACGGAGGGCGGGAGUCAGCCGACGGAAAACAAAAACCGAGGAUCUCCCAUUCUGCACCCGCCGGGUAGGUGGUGGGGAGGUUCGCGUCGCAAUCGAUGGAGAAUGGGUCGUACGCAACGACGGCAAAUAUGCCAGUCGCGAGGCGACACAAAAGAAACACUUCUGCGACGAGAUGAUUGGCAAUCACAUAUGCAGAAAGGCCUUCAAUAGGCCAGAGCACUUAAAGCGCCACAAGGACACGCACUCAGACCAGAGGCGCUUUGAGUGCGUACUGGGACCGAACUGCAAUAGCAGAAAUCCUAAGAAAUGCCAAGGAGACGGAAAUAGGAAGUUUGGGCGGAAUGAUAAUUGUAAUGACCAUUACAAAACGCACUUGAGGAGAAGUACAGCCGGGCGUAACACCCGGUUCGACAAUCCACAGGAGCUUUUCGACAUUAUCGAAGAAAAGAAGACGCCGGAGGAUGCUGAGAAGCUGAUCGAACGACUAGUGAAUUGGAUGAAGGGACUAGAAGAGAAGGAGAGGAAAGAUGGCAAAUCCAUGAUAUGGGAGGAGUAUUGGGCGGAGCAUUGGUAUUGGGUUAAGAUCAAGGACAACAAGGACGAGCUGCGGCGUAAGGAGCGCUUCUGA